Cornus florida is the source of this 1014-nucleotide messenger RNA. RefSeq names its product GDSL esterase/lipase At2g30220-like. Gene Ontology annotation, molecular function: lipase activity. The record is from RefSeq and is a predicted model, not a curated record. The transcript has 3 exons. Gene Ontology annotation, biological process: lipid metabolic process. The coding region runs from base 1 to 1014 and encodes 337 amino acids. NCBI's taxonomy places the organism in Eukaryota, Viridiplantae, Streptophyta, Magnoliopsida, Cornales, Cornaceae.
AUGGCACCAACACUUCUCUUCAUCCUAAUGCAACUUUGCAUUCUCAUUCUCAACCCAUUCCAGGGCACAUACGCACAAAAAUUCCCUGCUAUUCUCAUCUUUGGUGAUUCAAUACUUGAUACAGGGAAUAACAACUACAUAAACACUGUAGUCAAAGCCAACUUUCCUCCCUAUGGCAUAGAUUUCCCUGGCAACGUUGCCACGGGGAGGUUUUCCAACGGAAAACUUGUGUCCGACUUCUUGGCCGAGAUGAUGGAGAUCAAAGACACUGUUCCUCCUUUCCUCAAUCCGAAUCUAUCAGCCGAAGACCUACGUACAGGUGUUUGUUUUGCAUCGGCUGGAUCAGGGUUCGAUGAGCUGACUACGGCUGAGUCUGGUGUAAUCCCGGUGUUAAAGCAACCUGAAUAUCUAAGGAGUUACAUUCAGAAGCUUAAAACAGUUGUAGGGGAAGAAGAGGCUAGGAGAAUAAUCCAUGGUUCUUUGGUUGUACUUAAUGCAGGAACCAAUGACAUCCUAAUUAGUUUCUAUGGCAAUCCCACAAGGGGUUUUUCAUUCAGCCUUAACGGCUACUAUGAUUUUCUGCUAACAAAGCUACAAACUUUUGUUCAGGAACUGUAUGAGCUCGGGUGCCGUAAAAUGGUCAUCGCAGGGUUACCUCCAAUGAGCGUACCGAACCAAGCUGCAGAUUCUCAACCCUAUAAUCAGAAGCUUGUGUCUCUGUUGCCUCGGUUACAGGCAUCCCUUCCAGGGAGCAAAUUAGUCUAUGGAAAUAUAUAUGAUCCACUGAUUGACAUGGUCGCCAACCCACUAAAAUAUGGAUUUGUGGAUGUCAUGAGAUCCUGUUGCGGAUAUGGAUUGCGCGGGACAGGGCCUCUUUGCACUCCAAACACUCCAGUAUGUCCAAACCCUUCCCAGUUUAUGUUCUGGGAUAUCAUUCAUCCUACUGAAGCUGCGUACCGGCCCCUUGCAGAAGCCAUAAAGAAUAUAAUCGAAACUCAAAUUAUUGGAUACUAA